Dentiscutata erythropus is the source of this 439-nucleotide messenger RNA. The record is from the annotation of a GenBank genome assembly. NCBI's taxonomy places the organism in Eukaryota, Fungi, Glomeromycota, Glomeromycetes, Diversisporales, Gigasporaceae.
AUGACAAAUAUUAUGACAACAACGUUUGCUAUUAGUGCUCUUCCAGAAUCCACACCAUCUAAAAUUCCAACAAUCAUAAAAUCAUUAGUAGUUGAUGAUAACCUAAUAACUGGUAAAAUUCUCUCGAAAAUUCUAAGCAAAGAAUUUAAUCAUCAAGUAACAUGUGUAACGAGUGGUAAUGAAGCUUUGAAUCUAUUAUCCAAAAAUAUUUACGAUCUAAUAUUUAUGGAUAUUGACAUGCCAGAGUUAUCCGGUAUCGAAACAAGCAUGAAAAUUAGGAAUUCAACAAAUAUAAAGGAAGAAAAUCGAGUAAUCCCUAUAUUUGCUUAUACUACUAAUAAAUGGGAAGAUAAAUUUUUAAAUGCUGGCAUGAACGGUUAUAUCGGUAAACCGGCAAGCUCGGAUAAAGUUCAAGCUGUGAUCGAAACUAUUUCUCAUC